Saxophila tyrrhenica is the source of this 945-nucleotide messenger RNA. RefSeq lists its product as uncharacterized. The transcript has 2 exons. The record is from RefSeq and is a predicted model, not a curated record. Gene Ontology annotation, biological process: phospholipid metabolic process. Gene Ontology annotation, molecular function: phosphatidate phosphatase activity. The coding region runs from base 1 to 945 and encodes 314 amino acids. NCBI's taxonomy places the organism in Eukaryota, Fungi, Ascomycota, Dothideomycetes, Mycosphaerellales, Extremaceae.
AUGCGCAAGAGUUCGCACGCCUUCAGCCGGAGCCUUGGAACCUGCGGUUCAUCUGUCAGAGAGCUUGUGCCAAAGCUGCUCGAUUUCUUUCGAGCCACCUGGCUUGACUGGCUUGCCAUGAGUGCCGUUGGCGGUGUCAUCACAGCGCUCUGGUUCACUCACCCUGAUCUCAGCCAUGUCUUUCCGGUGGCAAGCGACGGCACGCUCUAUCGCCCGGACCUGGCCUACCCGCAUAUCAAGCCAGUGUUCUCUGCCGCCGCAGCCGGCGUCCUCUCAGCCCUCAUUCCGCUUGCCACGUUUCUCUUGGCCCAGUACUGGAUCCGCUCCUUCACUGACUUCGGCGCUGCUGUACUCGGUCUUGGGUAUAGCUUGGUGACGGGUACCUGCUUCCAGAUCAUUCUCAAAAAGAACAUCGGCGGCUUCCGUCCUCACUUUCUGGACGUUUGCCAGCCUCGACUGCCGCCUCAUGCCGGACAAGGCAGCGGAUUCCAGCAAAUCAUGUACCGAAUCGACCAGGUCUGUACUGGAGAGAAUCGAUGGGACAUCCGCAACGCCAUGGAGUCUUUCCCAUCUGGUCAUGCGGAGAUUGUGUUCGCGGCGUUCUGUUUCAUGGCCAUAUACCUCUUUACGCAUCUCAAGAUCACUGGCUGUGAGAGUGGUCCUAGUACGACCUUAGCACGCCAUGGCAGGUACUGGAAGAUGCUCCUCGUCGUCAUUCCAAUCGUCUUCGCGACCUAUCUCUCGAGCACGCUGGUUUCGGGGUAUCAGCACCAUGCGCACGACGUCAUCUUCGGUGCGCUGAUUGGCAUUAUGAUGGCGGCUUUCGGUUAUCGGAUGGUGUACAGAGGUAUUCUUUCGGAUGAGUGGAGUACAGUGCCGUAUCUGGAGCUACACGGUACGACGAAGAGAGAGCAGGCAGAGGGGUUAGAGACUGCGCCAGUAUGA